This is a messenger RNA of Anarrhichthys ocellatus (wolf-eel), 3866 nucleotides long. RefSeq names its product xeroderma pigmentosum, complementation group C (gene xpc). The record is from RefSeq and is a predicted model, not a curated record. Gene Ontology annotation, molecular function: damaged DNA binding; single-stranded DNA binding. Gene Ontology annotation, biological process: mismatch repair; nucleotide-excision repair. The transcript is spliced from 14 exons. Bases 305 to 3136 code for a protein of 943 amino acids. NCBI's taxonomy places the organism in Eukaryota, Metazoa, Chordata, Actinopteri, Perciformes, Anarhichadidae. Gene Ontology annotation, cellular component: XPC complex; nucleotide-excision repair factor 2 complex; cytoplasm.
GAUGCGUAAAGGGGCGAUCAAACUCCUCACAUCCACCGGUGGCAGCGGCAGCAUCAGCGACCCCCUUAUAUUUGGACAAGAGGGCCAGAACAGGGGACAAACUACUAUCCUGGACAAUUGUUCACGCCUCAUGCAGAAGCGACCAGAAGCCCAACCACAAGCCUGGAGCCCACCUGUUUGAAUCCGGUCCCUGUUCGCUCGGAUCACCCGGCGGAGCUCAUGAGCUCAGCCCGGCCAGAGGACGCAGGCAGAGGGGCACAGAGGCGUACGAGGACCCACGCGGUGUCCCGGCUCGGAUGCAUGGAUGCUCGCUUCUUCUUCUUCUUCUUCUUUUUCUUCUUUUUCAGGAGCUGCAGUUGCUCGUCUGUGGCGAUCCAGAAAUAGCAGCAGCCGGUCUAGAGGUUGUGUGAGGGAGCGUCUGAAGAGGUUUAUUUGCGGUAAUGUCAUCACAGAUGAAGAGGAGAAGCUCGAGAGGAAGGUCAAACCCAAACCACGUGGCUCCACAAAACGAGCGCCAAGGAACACGUCUUCCACCACAUCUACGACCGCAGCUGCUGUCAAAACCAGUAAAUACUUCCAGUCGCCAGAGAAGGAGGAGGUGAGUGACAGUGAAGAGGACUUUGACAUGGUGACCUCAGCAGCACCUGCGAUUAAAGUGAACGCCAAGGAAACCAGGAAAGAAGAAGAAGAGGAGGAGGAGGAGGAUAGUGACGAAGACGAGGAUGAUUGGGAGGAAGUGGAAGAGCUUUCUGAGCCGCUGGGUCCAGUUGAACCACAGGAACCCGUCCUGCCCUCACAGCCCGUUGAGAUAGAGAUCGAGACUCCAGAGGUCAGGAAGAAGCAAAAGAAGAAGGCAGAGUUUGAGACUUAUAUGAGGCGGAUGGUGAACCGAUACAAGAAGGACGUGCUGAUCGACACACACAAGGUCCACGUGAUGUGCCUGAUAGCCAGUGGGAUCUUCCGCGGCCGUCUGUGCUGUGAGCCGGACUUGCUGGCCAUCACUCUGUCUCUGCUGCCCACCCACUUCAGCAUGGUCGCCAAGGAACGCAUCGACCAAAACUACCUCUCUGGACUGCACAAAUGGUUUAGAUCAACGUUCACCCUCAACCCCUGUCUUCCCUGUGAGGAGCGUCAGAACCUCCGCACUCUGCUGGAGAGGCGGCUGGCCAGCCUGUCUGCCAGAAACCACCAGGAGAUGACAUAUCUGUUCCUGUUGGUCCUGAGGUCUCUGCAGCUCUUCUGCCGAUUGGUUCUUUCUUUGCAGCCGAUUCCUCUCAAACCCCCAUCAGCCAAGGGCAAAGGGGCAAGAACUUCUACCGGUGCCCCAGGAAAGAGCAACACAUGCCAGCAAACCUCCAAGACCACCUCCCCUGAGCAGAAGGUCUCACCUGGCACCAAGAGACCAGCUGGAGGGGGGAAGAUCACAGGAGACCGAGGAGGAAAGAAAGCAAAGACGAAAGAAAUAAAGGAGGAGCAUGACGAGGUAAAGGAGAAGACUAAAACAUCGGGAGGGCAGAGGCCAAAGAACUCAAAACGUCGCAGGAUCGCCUCUAAAGUCAGCUACAAGGAAGAAAGUGACAGCGGAGGGGAAAAGAAGGAGGAGGGGCUUAGCGAAGAGGAGAAAUUUCAGGCGACCAGUGAGGAGAACAGUGAGGAUUCAGAGGGAGGCGCUAAAUCCACAAAGUGGAAGGAGGGGAAAGGAAAGAGCAAAGCCAAAGUGACAAACAGCAAGAACACUGCAGCUCCGAAGAGAAGGAGUAGUGGAGGGAAAAAACAGAUCAAAGACGAGGAGGGCAAAGAGUGGGAGGAAGAGGAGGAAGAUGAUGAUGAUGAAGAAGGAACCAUGCACAACAGAACAAAGCGAAGGAGAAAGAAUGAGGGGCCCGGAGCGGACGAGUGGUUGGAGGUGUAUCUGGUGAAAACCUCCUCCUGGGUUUGCGUAGACGUGGAGCACGGUGUCGGGAUGCCUCACCUCUGCUCCCAGAAUGCAACGGCGCCGAUUACGUACGUGGUGUCAGUGGACGGAGACGGCUUUGUGAAGGACUUGGGAAGGAAGUACGACCCCACCACGUUGACAUCUUCCAGGAAGAGGCGGGUGGAUGAAGAUUGGUGGGAAAAGACGCUUGAGCCGUUCAUUGGACCCGAGGACGAGAGGGACAUAAAGGAGGACAAGGAGCUCCAGAACAAACUGCUGAACAAACCCCUGCCCAUCUCAAUAGCGGAGUACAAGAACCACCCGAUGUACGCCUUAAAGAGACACAUACUGAAAUAUGAAGCUAUCUACCCAUCAUCAGCCACUGUACUGGGAUACUGCAGGGGAGAGCCGGUGUACUCCAGGGAUUGUGUGCACACGCUCCACUCCAAAGACACUUGGCUGAAAGAGGCACGGACUGUCAGACUAGGAGAGGAACCAUCUAAGAUGGUGAGGGGCUUCUCUAAUCGUUCCCGCAAAGCCAGGAUGGCGUCUGAGCAGAAGGAGGAGAAUGACCUGGCUCUGUUUGGAGAAUGGCAGACUGAAGAGUACCAGCCGCCUCUAGCAGUGGAUGGGAAGGUUCCCCGUAACGACUAUGGUAACGUCUACCUGUUCAAGCCCUGUAUGUUACCGGUGGGCUGUGUUCACCUCAAGCUGCCCAACCUGCACCGCGUGGCCAAGAAGCUGAACAUGGACGCCGCCCCUGCGGUCAUGGGCUUUGACUUCCAUGGAGGAUACUCGCAUGCUGUGACUGAUGGUUACAUCGUGUGUGAGGAGCAUGAGGAGAUUCUCAGAGCGGCCUGGGCGGAAGACCAAGAGAUUCAGAAACAGAAGGAGAAAGAGAAAAAAGAAAAGAGGGUGAUCUCCAACUGGACUCUGCUGGUGAAGGGGCUCCUGAUCAGAGAGAGACUCAAACAGCGCUAUGGAAAGAAGAACCAGGGACUGGGGUUCCUCGAGGGGGCCGGCGGGCUUUCGUCAGAUGAGGAGGUGGUUGAGGCUGGAAGUCCUUCAGCUAAGACGGCGUCUGAGACUCUGGCCAUGUCCUGGCCCCAGAACAGACAAGCAGAGGAGGACGGAGAGAGCAUCAGCGGACUGAAGAAGAAGACGACAAAACGAGAGAAGAGAGGACAAGACAAACAUUUGUUCCCCUUUGAGAAAGUGUGAUGUCAGGGAGCCAAAAACAUUCUUAAGUUUAGUUGAAUCAAGGAUAAUUACUCUGUGCUCCCAAACUAGAACUUGACUGACUGCUCCUGAUAUUUACUUUGGAAGACGGUCACAUUCCUUGAAGGCAGGAUAAAGUGUGCCUCAGGUGUAACACAUUUUUAAAAUCACUUUUUACAAGUUUAGUCAACUUUGGAACCUUUGGCUGUAACAUUGUAAGAAAGAGAGGAAGAAGAAGGAGUAGGAGAGGAAUGUUUUGUAGUGAACUGAUCUGCAGAUUGAUCUAUUUCUUCCAGUGGUGGUAAUACAUGAAUUUAACCUGCUCUUUCUCCACCAUCACUGUGCAUCCUCCCAUGAGCUCAUGUACUCUGUUGUUAGCUUCUUAUAUUAGAGCUUAGUAGAAAUGCAGUACAUGCCAAGUUGCCACGGAGCAAAAAAACAGAACUUGAAUAUCAAAUGUGAUAAAUUGUCACGUAUGUUGUUGUUACGAAGAGUGUUAUCAGGUUUCCUGGGAGAGAACAAACUCAACAUGAAUGUGAAAACAGGUGUCUUUACAAUUUCAGAUGUGUGUUAAACAUGGGCUAAAGAUGCACUGCGCUUCAUUUUACCCCGACUGCUGUGAUACACUCAGCCCUCUUGCUAGUAUUCAGUGCUCCAAAACUUGAUCAGUACAGCGCUGGUUUGAGCCCCGUGGUCAUGGUUUCCCUUUCAGUUCAGCACACAAAACGGCAAA